GCGCUGGUGUUGACGGUCCGUGAGUGGAUUCUGCUUGAAUAUUACUGACCUAAAUCUCUGAGACAGGCCUGCACAUUUGCGCAAACAUUUUGGUCGAAACGGCGAGCGCGCGAAACGAAACGGCAGGCAGGAUGAGCAAAGUACAGGGCGGCAUGAAAUGUGUCAAAUACCUGCUGUUCGUCUUCAACUUCAUAUUCUGGCUGUCGGGCUCAGUGGUAUUGGCUGUGGGAUUAUGGUUGAGGUUUGACCCAGACACGGCCAACCUCUUAGCCGAAAAUGAUGCCCCUGAACACUUCUUCAUUGCGGUGUACAUCUUGAUCGGAGCAGGAGGUGUCAUGAUGUUGGUGGGGUUCUUCGGUUGCUUUGGGGCCGUGAGAGAGUCACAGUGUCUUCUGGGAUCGUUUUUUGCUUGCCUUCUGGUGAUCUUUGGCGCAGAGGUCGCUGCCGGAGUCUUUGGCUUUUUGAAUAAGGAAAAGAUCAUUAAUGAUGUACGAAACUACUAUGAGUCCACUCUGGGAAAUGACAACAGGACUGCUAUUGCCUCCAUGUAUCACAAAGUGCUGGACUGCUGUGGGACUGAAUCUUCCCGUCCUCCUGAUCUGUGCUCUGAAGCCGGUCCUAACACGGAUUGCAUUAAAGCUAUCGAAGACUUCUUCAAUGAAAAACUCUUCAUAAUUGGAUACGUUGGGCUUGGCAUUGCUGGAAUAAUGAUAAUUGGCAUGAUCUUCAGCAUGGUUCUUUGCUGCGCCAUUCGAAACAGCAGAGAAGUUAUUUAGGCACCUCACAGUUCCCCUCUCGCCCAGUUGGACUGUUUCAAAGCCCACCUUCUUUAACCUCAUCGGACCAUCACAUUCAGGCUUGUGAGCAGGGUGGAGGAACUCCCAUGAGGCAGUGUGGGUC
Messenger RNA from Rhinichthys klamathensis goyatoka, 900 nucleotides. RefSeq names its product tetraspanin 2a (gene tspan2a). The record is from RefSeq and is a predicted model, not a curated record. Bases 132 to 776 code for a protein of 214 amino acids. The transcript has 8 exons. Lineage: Eukaryota; Metazoa; Chordata; Actinopteri; Cypriniformes; Leuciscidae. Gene Ontology annotation, cellular component: membrane.